Molecule: messenger RNA, 264 nt
Organism: Funneliformis mosseae
Lineage: Eukaryota; Fungi; Glomeromycota; Glomeromycetes; Glomerales; Glomeraceae
Source: the annotation of a GenBank genome assembly
AUGAAUCCCGAUUAUCAAGAAGUUCAAAGAGAGAUCAAAAAGAAUGGAAUAUAUACACCUGAUUUUUAUGAGGAAUUGGCUCUUCAAUGUAUGAAUGCUAAUCCGGAAUUGAGACCAACCGCUGAGGAGAAACUUCAAGAAUCUCAACAAAAAGUUUCGAUGGUUAGAAGCAAAUUUGAAGAAGCUGAUGAACACAUACCAAAUAUUAAGCCAACAUUAAUGAAUUACAAUUUUGACAUUCAUAAAAGCAAACAAUUAGAUUGA